Molecule: messenger RNA, 6460 nt
Organism: Vicugna pacos (alpaca)
Lineage: Eukaryota; Metazoa; Chordata; Mammalia; Artiodactyla; Camelidae
Source: RefSeq, a predicted model, not a curated record
CGGAGGACGGAGCGUGGGCUCUUCCUCCGGCCAGGGAAAGCAGAGAAUAUGAAAGCGUAUCUGAAGAGCGCAGAAGGCUUUUUUGUCCUCAAUAAAAGUACUACGAUUGGAAAGCAUGAAGACUCAGACCUUGUUUUAGAGUCUGCAGACAUUGACAACCAUCACGCGCUCAUUGAAUAUAAUGAGGCCGAGGGAAGCUUUGUUCUCCAGGACUUUAAUUCCCGCAGCGGCACCUUCGUCAACGAGUGCCACAUCCAGAACGUGGCUGUCAAGCUCUUACCCGGAGACGUCCUGAGGUUUGGGUCUGGAGGGCUGACCUACGAACUGGUCAUCGAAAACCCAUCCUCGGUCUCCUUCCCCUGGGUGAGGGGCCCAGCACCUUGGCCAAGGCCACGGCCAGCCCGGGCCACACAGCAAUCAAACCAGGCACCCUCAUCACCACAGGUCUCCUUCCACCCGGGCAUCCGGCCAGCGCCAGCACAGAGAAGCUGGUCCCAGGGCUUCCCCAGGCCCACCAUGGUGCCACCUGCCCCCCACAAGCGGCCCGUGAGUGCCUGCGGGAAGAUGUUCUCCUUCGUGAUGGACAACGCCCACAGGGUCCCCAUCAUCAAGCAAGUGUGGACCAAUGACGUGGAACUGUCGGAACAACCAGUGGCCCAGGACAUUCCCGGGGCAGGACCUUCCAGAGAGAUUUUUGUGGACCAGGACCUGGCCCAGCAGGACAAGGAUGAAAUCAUUCUGCUGCUGGGGAAAGAGGUUAGCCGUCUCUCGGAUUUUGAACUUGAAUCCAAGUACAAAGACGCCGUGAUAGCAAACCUGCAGAACGAAGUGGCCAACCUGAGUCAGAAGCUGUCGGAAACAGCCGCCUCCAGGCAGAGCGAGAGGGUGAUCCCGCCAAAGUUCCAGGUUCUGGAUGAAGACGACGAUGCCAAACAGAGAGAGAUCCAGAGCUUGAAAAGCCAGAUCAGUGCCCUACAGCAAGGCUACAGCCAGGUGCUGUGCCAGACCCUGUCUGAGAGGAACUCAGAAAUCACCUCCCUGAAGAACGAGGGCGAGAGCUUGAGGAGGGACAACGCCGUCACAUCAGGGAUGGUGUCAUCUUUGCAAAAAGACAUGUUGGUAAAGGAAGAGCAAGUUCAACAACUGAAACAGGAGGUGAAUCAACUGAAAAGUGAGAACAAAGAGAAGGAGCACCAGCUCGAAGCCCUCAGCUCCAGAUGCUCAGUGCUGAAGGAAGAGUUAAAAAAAGAAGAUGCUCAGAAGGAGCAGCGGGAAACCCAAGAGAAAGAGUUAAAACUCUACAAAACCCAAAUCCACGACAUGGAGAAAGAAAUGAGGAAGCUCAGGGAGGAGCUGAAGAGGAGUAGCACUGAGCAGAGCCUGACCUCUAAGACGCUGAGGGAAAAGAGCAAGGUUGAAGAGAAGCUUCAGGAGGAUUCCAGGAGGAAAUUGCUUCAGCUGCAAGAAAUGGGGAACAGAGAGAACCUCAUUAAAGUCAAUUUGGAAAGGGCAGUAGGUCAGCUGGAGCAUUUCAGGAGUCAAGUCAUCAAGGCCACCUACGGACGAGCGAAGCCGUUCCAGGACAAACCUGUCUCAGAUCAACAGUUAAUAGAGAAGAUCACCCAGGUCACUGAGGACAACAUCAACUUUCAGCAGAAAAAGUGGAGCCUGCAGAAGGUGACUCAGCUCAGCAACUCCCAACAGGAGGAGAUCGCCGAGAGCAUCGAGAAGCUGAAGACGUGCUUAGCCAGCUGCCAGGCUUGCAUGAAGACCUCUUGCUGCAGCGACGACCUGAAGAAGGAGGUGGACCUCCUGCAGCACCUGCAGGUGAGCCCCCCUGUUUCGGGGCUCCAGAAGGUGGCGCUGGACACCCUGCGCCUGUCGCUGUCCUGGCUGGAGGAAACGGAGCGUCUCCUCCGGGACGUGGGGAUCCAGCUCUCCGGCUCCGACAAAGGAUUGUCCUUGUAUCUGAAAUACCUUCUGGACCAUUAUAAGAAAAUCACAAGCCGGAUCCAGGAACUUCAGAUCAGGAUCAGCAGCUCUCAGGAAUCUCAGCAGUCCUUGCUGCAAGAAAAGCUGCGGGAGCAUCUGGCAGAGAAGGAGAGGCUGAAUGAGGAAAGGCUGCAGCAAGAGGAGAAGCUGAGAGCCAGAGUCAAGUGGCUGAUGGAAGAGAAGGCGGCUUUGGAGGAAAGCAUUACUCAAGAGAAACGCAGAGCAAAAGAAGCAUUAGAGGAAGAACAGGCCAAAGUCCAAGAGCUGGAGAAUCGCUUAACCCACCAGAAGAAGGCUUUGGAGGAAAGCAUUUCUCAAGAGAAAAACCGAGUGAAAGAAGCAUUAGAGGAAGAACAGACCAAAGUCCAAGAGCUGGAGAAUCGCUUAACCCGCCAGAAGGAGAUUACAGAGAGCAGCAUCGCCUACGAGAAGCACAAAGCAAAGGAGGCCAUAGAGAAGGAAAAGAAAAAGGUGCAAGAUCUGGAGAACCGUGUAACCAAGCAGAAGGAGGAAAUAGAUUUAAAAGUGCAAAAAGAAGACAUCUUAAAUAAUAAAUUAAAUGACGCACUGGCCAUGGUAGAAAAGACUCAGAAAACCAAGGCAGCUGAGACUAUGAAAGUAGAGACCCUCACCGUGAAAUUAAAUGAAACACUGGCUGAACUGGAAACUGCCAAGACAAAAGUGAUCAUGAUGGAGGAGCGGAUGCAGCUGCAGCAGCACACGGUAAGGGCCCUCCAGGAAGAACAGGAAUCACAGAAACACAGCUUUGAAAAAGAAAUCAUGGAAUACAAGGAGCAAAUCAAACAGCACUCCCAGACAAUUGUGAGUCUUGAAGAAAGACUCCAAAAAGUGACCGAACACCAUAAAAAAAUAGAAGGAGAGAUUGCAACCCUGAAGGACAAUGACCCAGCCCAGGAGGGGGAAGCACAUCCGAACCCCGCAGCGGCGCCUCCCGAGGAGAGCAGGGCCAAAGACACAGUGUGCGACCACCUGAUAGAGGAUUUACUGACUGCUCAGAAGGAAAUCCUGUCUCAGCAGGAGAUCAUCAUGAAGUUAAGGAAAAACCUUAACGAAGCCCACAGCCGAAUGUCCGAUUUGAGAGGGGAGCUUAAUGAGAAGCAGAAGGUGGAACUGGAGCGGAAUGUGGCGCUGGUCCAGCAACAAAGCAGCGAACUGAAUGUGCUGAAGGAAAAGAUGGCACAGGUGACCAGCCUGGUGGAAAAGAAGGACAAGGAGCUGGAGGUCCUCAAGCAGGCACUCAGGGCCUCCCAAGAGAAACACAAGCCCCAGCUGCACAAAGAGAAGGACCAGAAGCCCAGGAACACGACCCAGAUGUGUGACAUCUCAGUGCAGAUAGAACCAAUCCACACCGACAUUUUCUUGAGCAGCCAAGAGGAGCAGUCCUUCAGCGAUCUAGGGGCCAAGUGCAAAGGGUCCCGGCACGAGGAAGUCAUUCAACGUCAGAAAAAGGCCUUAUCUGAGCUACGUGCGCGAAUUAAAGAACUGGAGAAGGCCAGCUCAUCGAGUCAUAAGGACCACACGAAUGAACCAUUGCUAGACAUAAAGACUUUCAGAUUGGAUAAAAAUGUCCAGAAAAUACUGGAUAUACAACCUGAUUCGCCAGGUGUUUCAAGAAUAGAGAUCCGAGCGCCUCAAAAUGGCCUUUCCAGCCCAGGGCCCAUCCUGGCCACUGAGAAGUUAGGGAAAAUGGACAUGGCUGAGGCUUUAGAUCUCAGUGAAAAGCUGUACAUGGAUAUGAGCACAACGCUGGGGAGUCUGAUGAACAUCAAAGACAUGUCAGGUCACGUGUCCAUGAAGUACCUCUCCCCCAAAGAGAGGGAGCGAGUCAACCAGCUUCGACAGAGAGACCUGGAUCUGGUGUUUGAUAAGAUCACCCAGCUCAAGAACCGGCUGGAGAGAAAAGAGGAGCUUUUGAGAGGAUAUGAAAAAGACAUCGAACAGCUCAGGCAGAGCAAAGUGUCCGUCCAGAUGUACCAGUCACAGGUGGCCAAGCUGGAGGACGACAUCUACAAAGAGGCCGAGGAGAAGGCGCUGCUGAAGGAGGCCCUGGAGCGCAUGGAGCACCGGCUGCACCAGGAGAAGAGGGUCAACAGGGCCAUCAGGCAGCAGAAGGAACGUUUAACGGAUCUCGAACAGAGAAAUGGCAAAGAAUCAGCACCUUGCAACUAUUCCUUCAAAGAGAAAGAGAGGCAGAGACGAAUGUUUAUAGAGACGGUGAAGAACAAGAUGCAGAACUCAAAUUUCCAGGUUGGAGCCAGAAAAGCCAUCCCAAAGAUGGACCAAGGAGAGAUGCUGAAGAGAGAAACAUCCAGCAAAUCCAGCCAGAGCCUUCUGUUUUCUAAGCCUGGCGGAAGGAACUAGAAACAUCGUCCUGCCAGGCCUCGUGUGAUCCUCCGUGAGUCAGCGGGACUCUUCUGCGUCAAAAAACUAAGACACCUUUUUAGGACUUUAAAGGUUGUUAUCCUAGUGUGUUGCCUCCUAGACUGGUACUUUGCACGACGCUGUAUUUUGAAAUUCAUACUCCUGGGCCUGGUAGAUACAAUCAUGUGCUUGCAUCGUGAGGUACCUAAAUGUCACACCUCCACAGAGCCCCAAGAAACCCGCAGUGGAGGAAACAGCGGAGAAAACACAGGGCAUGUCCUGAGGCCACAGGACAGAACGGUAACCUCAGGACUGUUGGGCCAUGGUAUGGCGCAUUUAUAUCUGAGUUUACUGUAAUAAAUUUGAACACCAACCCAUUUUAUCGCUUCCAUAAAGGUGACUCACAUUUAUAUGGCACCCCUCCCCCAAGCCCUGGAAGGUAAAUAGUAUUAUAUUCCCCAUUUUGCAAAUGAGGACGCUGAGGCCCAGAGAGGUUAAAUGGCCUGUCUGGAGUCACGCAGCUAGCAAAUUCAAGAGUUGGGUCUGGAACGUACAUUUCUAACUCCAUCUCACACUGCCCGUUCAGCCACACCAAGACAGUCCAGUAGUUCAAGUCCUCAGCCAUCAGGACAGACCAAGUACCCAGUCACCGAAGAGCACACACUGCCCGGGUGGACACACCGCUUUUCCAUGGUGUUUGGAGAGCCCCUCAUUUCUGCCCCCUCUCCAGUCACCUGUCCUCUCCUUUCUUUUCUUGUAUGGCCAGGACCACUGAACAAAACGGGAGGAAGAGCCAGAAGUCAUAAGCAUCAUUUAUCUUUUAAUUUUUAAGAAGCCACAAUAAAAGUAUUUUGAUAUUUUAAAACCAAAUACAUUCUUUAUGCUGACUAAAACUAGAAGGGAAUAGGAAAAAUUCUUUGCAUGAUACUCCACUGGAAGAUACAUCUUCCACAGUGAGAAGGGUUAGCAUCACCUGACCUUAAAAAUACUCUUGAAAAUUCCAGAAGUUUUCCAUAAAGAACAUGACAUUACUUAUGCUGUACCAUAUCCCCAAAAUGCAAAACAGUAAUCUCCAGCACCAGAAAAGAUCACUUGGCUAGGCAGUAAUUAAGUAGCUGGCUCAUGUUUGGAAGCCAAAUUGUGUGAAAAAAAAUACUUUGGUUGAACAGGAAUGUUUAAAUUUGCAUCAGUUAAAUGUAACGCCUGUAUGACUCCCCUGUAUUUCAGAUCUUUCAAAAGACAUAUUAAUUUUUAUCAUAUGAACAUUGCAACCUAUGGUGACGAUUUCUUUUCUUCACUCCCUGAACUGGAUAGUUUUGGGGGGGUGUCUCCUCAGCCACACACCUCUUUCCCUGAGAAUGCACACCCACCAAUCAGGUGUGCCCUACCUAAUGCUGCUCUCUUGGCCUCAGCUGGUUGGCUGAGCAGUAGAUACCUUAUCCAAGCCAGACCAAUCAGGUUUCUCUUCUUACUCAAGCUUGGGCCAAUCAGCGUCUCUGCCCUCGGUAUUUGGAAGUGGGACACGGCGUGGCCACACAGGUCACUAUGGGCACUGGAGCUGAGACUCCCAGUGCAGUUCCCAGCUGGAAUGGCCAUUUCUCCCACUGUGUUUGGAGAAACAAAGCCAGUCUUAGAAAGAGAUGGCUGGGAUAGAUAAGCAACAAGGAGAGACAAGAAACGAAGACCCCCGGAGAGACUGUGCAGUGGACACUAUAAGCCCUUUCGUCAUUGCCUCCCUCUGCUAUUAUAAGCUGAAGGCUUACCUGGCCAUGUUUCAGUUCUAGCCAAUGACAUGCAAGCGAAGGCCCUAGGCAGGGCUUCCCUUCUGGAAUAAAAGGCAGGUCUUCACUCGGAGAGAGCUUUUGCUCUUUGUCGCUUUGCCUUGUCUUCUUUUUCUCUCCUGGAGCACAGAAUUGGAGCUGGAGCAGCCAUGUUGGGAAUUAGCCAGGCAACAAGCAAGAGGCCACAGCUCACUUCAAGGACUGGAAUGGGAAGACAUGAAAGGACUGGGUGGGGGCCCAGUGGCAUCACUGUGCUCCACAUCAGCCUGAACUUUGUACAUCCUGUUGUGUAAGACAAAUAAACC